GUCCUGUCACUAGAGAAGGCUAACAAAGCUCUCUGCUAAUUCAGUCUCUUCUCAGCCAUUUUCUCUACCCAGGAGAGAAAGCGAGAGCCAAGAGGGUCUCUUUCUAGGUGAAGAAAACCAUCUUAUUUAUUUUGUGUUUUUUCUUCUCUCUUUACCAUAAAAAGCAAAGAAAAUCACGGUAAAACAAACUCAAAACAGAGAGACAGAGACAGAGAUUUAACAUCUUCUUCAAUCAUUCUGAGCAAGAAUCAGACAUGGGUUUCACUGUUUUUGUUUUCUCCAUUCUUAUUUUCAUCACGAACCCCAUAUGGGUUUGUGGAAAUGCAGAGCUUGGAGCACUCAUGAACAUCAAAGCUAGUUUAGACCCUGAAGGCUUGUACCUUUCUUCGUGGGCCGUUAAUGGAAACCCCUGCGAUGGUUCCUUUGAUGGUUUAGCAUGCAAUGAGUUGGGACGCGUGGCCAACAUUUCUCUUCAGGGGAAGGGACUCUCUGGCAAGCUCUCGCCUGCCAUUGCUGGGCUCAGGCACUUGACUGGCCUUUACCUGCACUAUAACUCUAUAUACGGAGAGAUACCUGAAGAAAUUUCCAACCUGAAAAAUCUCACUGAUUUGUAUCUGAAUGUGAACAAUCUCUCUGGGGAGAUUCCUCCUUCGAUUGGCAACAUGGCCAACUUGCAAGUUUUGCAGCUGUGCUACAAUCAGUUAACUGGAAGUGUACCCACUCAGCUGGGGUCUUUAAAGAAACUCACUGUCCUUGCCUUGCAAUCUAACCAGCUCACUGGAGCAAUACCAGCAAGUUUAGGAGAUGUGGAAAUGUUAAUGAGGGUAGAUUUGAGUUUCAACCACCUCUUUGGCUCCAUUCCCAUUAAGCUAGCAGAUGCCCCUUUGCUAGAGGUUCUUGACAUUAGAAACAAUAGUCUCUCCGGCAGUGUUCCUCUUGCUUUAAAGAAACUUAAUGAAGGAUUCGGAUACAAUAACAAUCUCGGAUUAUGUGGAAGUGGAUUUGCAGCAUUGAAACCUUGUAACUCUUCGGAUCAUGUCAAUACAAAUAGACCUGAACCAUUUGGGACAGCUGGUAUGUCAACAAGAGACAUACCAGAGACAGCAAAUGUAAAGUUGCCUUGCAGUGAAACUGGGUGUUCAAAUGUGUCUAGAUCCCAUCAGGCCUCUGUUGUUGUUGGUACUGUAGUGGUAUCUAUUGCAUUGUUAGCCAUAGGAAUUCUAUCUUUCACCCAAUAUCGUCGGAGGAAGCAGAGGCUUGCGACUUCAGUAGAUGUUGCUGAUGGACGGCUUAGUACUGACCAUCAGGCUAAAGGGAUGGUUAGGAAAAAUGGAUCCCCUCUUAUCAGCCUUGAGUAUUCUAAUGGUUGGGACCCUUUGGCUGAUGGAAAGAAUAUGAGUGCAUUUGCUCAAGAAGCUUUCCACAGCUUCCGGUUCAAUUUGGAUGAAGUGGAGGCUGCUACUCAUUACUUCUCAGAAGUGAAUUUGUUGGGGAAGAGUAACUUUUCUGCAACUUAUAAAGGGAUAUUGAGAGAUGGGUCACUGGUUGCUAUCAAGGGCAUUGGUAAAUCAUGUUGUAAGUCGGAGGAUGCUGAGUUCUUGAAAGGGUUGAACAUGUUGACCUCGUUGAGGCAUGAAAAUCUAGUUAAGCUAAGAGGGUUUUGUUGCUCAAGAGAUCGUGGCGAGUGCUUUCUCAUCUAUGAUUUUGUGCCUAAUGGGAACUUGCAGCAAUAUCUUGAUGUGAAGGAUGGUGACGGCGAGGUCCUUGAAUGGUCAACUAGAGUUUCUAUCGUCAAGGGCAUCGCCAAAGGUGUAGCAUUUCUACAUGCAUUCAAGCCCAAUAAACCUGCUCUUGUUCAUCAAAACAUCUCAGCUGAGAAGGUGCUCAUUGACCAGCGCUUCAACCCACUGCUCUCAGAUUCCGGCCUGCAUAAGCUUCUGACCAAUGAUGUUGUCUUCUCAGCACUCAAGGCCUCUGCUGCCAUGGGCUAUUUAGCGCCAGAAUACACCACCACUGGCCGUUUCACCGAGAAAAGCGAUGUUUAUGCAUUUGGGGUGCUAGUACUCCAAAUCCUCUCUGGAAAACGAAAAGUUACCAGCUCAAUCCGGCUUGGAGCCGAGUCAGGCAGAUUCCAAGACUUCGUUGAUCUGAACCUCCAAGAUAGGUUCUUUGAAUAUGAAGCUUCAAAGCUGGCAAAGAUUGCUCUGCUAUGUACUCAUGAAUCACCCAUCGAGAGACCCUCCAUGGAAUCAGUUGUUCAGGAGUUGAGUACCUGCAGUAGUUGUUUGAGUCUCUGAUUCAAAAAAGGAUCUUAAUCGUUCAACCAUUACCUGAUAUAACACUCAGAUUUGGUAAUGGUAAAGCUGGAGAUAUGACCUUACUAACUUGGCUUACUGGUAAUUAUAUAAUUCUAGGAGUUACUUUUCUUUUUCAAGUGUUGACAUGUCCUUUUCUUUAGGACCAAAUUAGCUUUAUUGUGAAAUGUUAAAUCUUGGGUUCUAUUGUAGAAUGGAUAUGCAUUGUUGGGGGAUCUUUUCUUUUGUAAUCACCUACUGUACGUACUGAGAUAAUUGGCUUACUGAGAGGUGAAAGUGUCCUCCAUUAACAGAACUUUUGACCUUGUAAUUUACUCUGCAUGUCAUGUCUGCUCUUCUGGUGAGCUUUUUGAUAAAGUAAACAAAUGCUAACGGAGAUUCUUAGGACGUUGAUAAAGAUAUGACAAUGUUUGGAGCGAAUGGGAGUUUGUCGUUU
Molecule: messenger RNA, 2751 nt
Organism: Humulus lupulus (European hop)
Lineage: Eukaryota; Viridiplantae; Streptophyta; Magnoliopsida; Rosales; Cannabaceae
Product: somatic embryogenesis receptor kinase 2
Exons: 4
Coding region: 255-2297 (680 amino acids)
Biological process (GO): protein phosphorylation
Molecular function (GO): ATP binding; protein kinase activity; receptor serine/threonine kinase binding
Source: RefSeq, a predicted model, not a curated record